GAAUGCUUCUGACAGAUGACAUUCUCGACAACAUUGUCACCCAGACCAACUUGUAUGCAGCGCAGUACAUCUCCACCCACAACCUCCCUCCUCGGUCGAGAGUCCACGGUUGGUCACGAGAGCCAUUCACCAGAGAGGAGCUGCAGAAGUUCAUCGCCCUCAUCAUCAUAAUGGGCCUGGUCAAUUUGCCAACAAUUGAAGACCACUGGGUGACAACAUGGCCUUACUCCAGUGAAGCAUGCAGCAAAGUCCUGAGUCGAGACCGUUUCUCCCUCAUCAUG
This is a messenger RNA of Geodia barretti, 281 nucleotides long. The record is from the annotation of a GenBank genome assembly. NCBI's taxonomy places the organism in Eukaryota, Metazoa, Porifera, Demospongiae, Tetractinellida, Geodiidae.